AGUUGAACUGUGACAGUUCUGUCAAAACGUUGGUAAACGUUUGUGUGCAUUUUGAGGUUAAAAUCAUUGAACUCAAUAUUUACGGUAAUUUCACGGUUUUUAAUUCAUAUAUAUUAAUUUAUUUAACUGUAUGAGUAAUGGGUUCUAGUAGUAAAAAGUAUAAGGAUAAAGAAACUAAGAAAAAGCGGCAUAGAAGUAGAAGUUUAUCACAGGAGCAUGAAGCUCCAAAAGAGAAGCGUCACAAGCACAAAAAACAUCAUCACCAUAAGGAAAAGAGGAGAGAUAGGCCCUCGAGGCACUCAGAGUAUGUCAGUGACGGUUCCGAUGUUGAGAUUAUUGAAGAUACUCCAGAACCAAAACACACACCAGAAGCAUCAGGACAAGGUCACGAUAGUUUAUCUAUAGAAGAAACCAAUAAAUUGAGGGCAAAAAUAGGUUUAAAACCCUUAGCUACAGGUGGAGAAGCAAGUUCGUCAAAACGUGAUGAUGGUAAGAAAAAAGAUGAUUUAGGCGAGUUUUACCACAAACCCGCUGUAAAUUUGACACAUCAAAAGAAACAGGAGAAAAUCCGGAAUAGAAUUGCAGAACACAAAGAAAAACGACAUUUACAGAGUAAGUAUUCGAAAGUUAGAACUUUGGGAGAAAGUGACAGUGAGGAAGAUGCUAAUUCAUGGGUUGUUAAAAGCAGAAAGGCUGAUGAAGCAAAAAAAGAGGCGCUAAAAAGGGCCAAAGCGCUGGAAGAGUUAGAUGCUCAGUUUGGUAUAGGUGAAGUCAUUGAAACUGAUCAACGGGAACGUAGACAGAAAAAAUACACUGAUAAAGAUUUGAGAGGGUUACAAGUUGAGCACGAUGUUGACAGUUUUGCUGAUGAACGCACAGUAAUUCUAACCUUAAAAGAUAAAGGUGUGUUGGAUGAGGAUGAUGAAGAUGUUCUUGUCAAUGUUAACAUGUUGGAUGAUGAAAGGUACAAAAAAAGCAUUGAAAAUAAGAAGAAAAAGAUUCUUUACAAUGCUUAUGAAGACCAAGAGUACGACGAAUUCGGAAAUCCCAAAGAAAAAACCUUACUUUCGCAAUAUGAUGAGGAAAUUGAUGGUGCAAAAAAAUCCAGCUUUAAAAUUGGUUCCGAUAACUCAGUAGAAAGAAAACAGUUCAUAGCACAAACAGUUAAGGAAAAAUUAGCUAAAAAAAAACUAGAAACCAUAGCCGAGAAAAAUCUAGUUUUAGCAACGGAAUAUUACAAUGAAGAGGAGUUGGCAAAGUUUAAAAAACCUAAAAAAAAAGUCAGGAAAAUAAGAACAAAAGGAAAAUUAUUGACUGCCGAAGAAUUGGAACAAUCCAAUAACGCUGGCAUCGAAAAAAUUGGCUCUAGAAGACCGAAAUUCAAGAAUGACCCCGAUUUUGAUAUAGAUGAUGUUCCAAAUGUAGAAAUACCGGAAAUUAGUGACAUUAAGAUAGAGGACGAUAAAGAUGAUAUACUGGAAAAGGCUCUCCAUAAAGCGAGAAGAAUCAAACAGAAAGAAAAUGUUAUAGCUGAUAUUAUUAAAAAGACAGAAAUUAAGGAAGAUCCUGACGACAAAGAUAGCGGAAAUAUUAUUUUGAACGCCACUGCGGAGUUUUGCAGAACAUUAGGUGACAUUCCUACGUAUGGUAAAGCUGGCAACCGCGAGGAAACGGAAGAAAUCGACAUAAACGAGUUCCAAGACGACGUCAAAGAAGACGACAGCGACGACGAGGUGCAAAUAAUCGAACCGACGGGUUGGAACUCGGUCGAUCCCGGUCAGCACAUGAUGUCGUCCCGUUCCGCCCCUCAAGAGGUCCAAAUUCUGGACGAGGAGCCGGACGUGAGCACGGGAAUGGGCGCCGCGUUGAAGUUGGCCAUGAGCAAGGGCUACUUGGACAAAGAGAUGAACAACCGGCCCUCAAACUCGCGGUUGGCGCAUCUGCAGGCGCAGCACUACUCCAUCGAGGAUAAAACGCACGGCGAAGAGGGGGAGAGGGGCGGGAGGAGGGAGAGGUACUCCGGACCCAUCACGGACUUCAAGGAGAAGGAAACGUUCAAGCCCAACGUCAAGUUGGAGUACAUCGACGACGACGGCCACAUUUUGAACUCCAAAGAGGCUUUCCGAUAUUUGUCUCAUAAAUUUCACGGCAAAGGCCCGGGUAAAAAUAAGAUCGAGAAGAGGAUCAAGAAAAGCGUUCAGGAGGGGUUGAUGAAGAAAAUGAGUUCCACAGACACACCUUUGGGGACUCUCAGUAUGUUGCAGCAAAAACAGAAAGAGACGCAGUCUGCUUUUGUUGUUUUGUCGGGUAGUAAACAGGGACAAUCGACUUCACUUUCAAAAACACGAAGGUGAGUUUUUUAGUAAUUAUUGCGGAAAAAUUAAUUGCAAUGAAUAUAAUUCUUGUCUUUUUAAUAAAAAUCAAAUUGUCUUUAAAUUGAAUAAAACUAUAAAUCACA
This is a messenger RNA of Brassicogethes aeneus, 2458 nucleotides long. Lineage: Eukaryota; Metazoa; Arthropoda; Insecta; Coleoptera; Nitidulidae. The record is from the annotation of a GenBank genome assembly.